Molecule: messenger RNA, 774 nt
Organism: Raphanus sativus (radish)
Lineage: Eukaryota; Viridiplantae; Streptophyta; Magnoliopsida; Brassicales; Brassicaceae
Product: secreted RxLR effector protein 161-like
Exons: 1
Coding region: 1-774 (257 amino acids)
Molecular function (GO): nucleic acid binding
Source: RefSeq, a predicted model, not a curated record
AUGCUUAAUAGUAAUCCGAUUGAAACUCCAAUCGCUAAAGGUGAAGGCCUAAGCCUACAGAUGUGCCCUCAGACCAGUGAUGAGAAAAGUGAGAUGGAAGGAGUACCAUACUCUAGUGCUAUAGGCAGCUUGAUGUAUGCUAUGAUGUGCACCCGGCCGGAUAUUUGUUAUGCGGUAGGCUUGGUAAGUCGUUACCAGUCAAAUCCUGGAAAGAAACACUGGAUGGCAGUGAAGAGGAUCCUCAGAUACUUGAAGGGGACAAUGGACUAUUCCUUGUGUUAUCAAGGAAGAGAUUUACACUUGACAGGAUAUACAGAUGCCGAUUGGGCUGGCGAUCUGGAUGAGCGUAGAUCAACUUCGGGAUAUGCUUUCUUGUUGAGUAAUGGAGCCAUUACUUGGAGUAGCAAAAAGCAAUCUAGCACAGCUUUAUCAACGAUGGAGGCUGAGUUCAUUGCAUGUUCAGCAUCAGUGCAAGAGGCUGUAUGGCUAAGAAGAUUCUUACAAAGUUUACAAGUCACUACGGAGGCUUCGUGUCCUGUGACUAUUCAUUGUGAUAGUCAAGCUUGUAUAGCUUAUAUGAAGGAUCUCAAGUAUCAUGGGAGGACAAAGCACAUUGAAAUUAAACAUAGUUUUGUGAGAGACAUUGUGGCAAAGAAAGAAGUAUUUCUUAAGUACAUAUCUACGCAUAGAAUGGUGGCUGAUCCGUUUACUAAGCCCAUUCCUAGAGAUGUUUUUCUUGCUCAUGUUCGAGCUUUAGGUUUGCGUAGAAUUUAG